UAGCUAAAUCUUAAAGGUUUUCGAAAAAUUAAAAAGAAAUCAGCAGUAUACUAUAAAACGUCGUUACAGAAGGACUGAAUUUAAGAAAAACUAAAUUUUGAAAAAAAAAUGAUUAAAAUGGAAAGAUCUUUUAGCAGAAGUCAAAGCCAAUGUGCCGAAUUACAGGCAGCUAACAUGUCGUUGGACAAUUUACAUUGUACCCGAUGUGCCGAUGGUUUUCAGCCAAAUGAAAAAAUAGUCAAUUCAAAUGGUGAAUUGUGGCAUACGCAAUGUUUUGUUUGUGCCCAAUGUUUCCGCUCUUUUCCCGAUGGCAUUUUCUAUGAAUUCGAGGGUCGUAAAUAUUGUGAACAUGAUUUUCAUGUCUUAUUUGCACCCUGCUGCAAUAAAUGUGGUGAAUUUGUUAUUGGACGCGUUAUCAAAGCCAUGUCGGCCAGUUGGCAUCCACAGUGUUUCCGUUGUCAGUUGUGUGCCAAAGAAUUGGCUGAUAGCGGUUUUAUACGUAAUCAAAAUCGUGCCUUAUGUCAUGAGUGUAAUGCCAAGGUUAAGGCUGAAAUAACUGGUCGUUAUGUGUGCCAAAAAUGCCACGGUCUUAUUGAUGAGGAACCUUUGCGUUUCCGUGGUGAAGUUUAUCAUGGUUAUCAUUUCAAUUGUACUGCUUGCGGCCAAGAAUUAGAUUCAACCGCAAGAGAGGUUAAAAGUCGUCCAGGUUUGGCAGCUAAUGAUAUGAAUGAAUUAUAUUGCCUGCGUUGUCAUGAAAUGGGUAUACCAAUUUGUGGCGCCUGUCGUCGUCCCAUAGAAGAACGUGUUGUCACUGCCCUGGGCAAACACUGGCAUGUAGAGGUUCCAUUUGUAUGUGCCAAAUGUGAAAAACCAUUCUUGGGACAUCGUCAUUAUGAGAAACGUGGCCUGGCAUAUUGUGAAACUCAUUAUCAUCAAUUGUUUGGCAAUUUAUGUUUUGUAUGCAAUCAAGUUAUAGCCGGAGAUGUUUUCACGGCCCUUAAUAAAGCCUGGUGUGUACAUCAUUUUGCCUGUUCUGUGUGCGAUACAAAAAUGACUCAGAAAUCGAAAUUCUAUGAAUAUGAUGAGAAGCCAGUUUGUAAGAAAUGUUAUGAACGUUUCCCCACUGAGCUUAGAAAGCGUUUAAGAACAGCUCAUGAAAUGACUAUGAAUAAGAAAAUGUAAAUU
Molecule: messenger RNA, 1185 nt
Organism: Lucilia sericata (common green bottle fly)
Lineage: Eukaryota; Metazoa; Arthropoda; Insecta; Diptera; Calliphoridae
Product: LIM and senescent cell antigen-like-containing domain protein 1
Biological process (GO): cell-cell adhesion; positive regulation of substrate adhesion-dependent cell spreading; cell-cell junction organization
Cellular component (GO): cell-cell junction; cytoplasm; focal adhesion
Source: RefSeq, a predicted model, not a curated record